Carassius carassius (crucian carp) is the source of this 1511-nucleotide messenger RNA. RefSeq lists its product as uncharacterized. NCBI's taxonomy places the organism in Eukaryota, Metazoa, Chordata, Actinopteri, Cypriniformes, Cyprinidae. Gene Ontology annotation, biological process: bile acid and bile salt transport. Gene Ontology annotation, molecular function: protein heterodimerization activity; transmembrane transporter activity. The transcript is spliced from 5 exons. Gene Ontology annotation, cellular component: plasma membrane. Bases 340 to 1488 code for a protein of 382 amino acids. The record is from RefSeq and is a predicted model, not a curated record.
UGCAUCGUUUUAUAUAGAAUUGUAUAUUUUUUAAUGCAAUUACAUCAGAAGUAACUGUCAUUAAAUGACAGAAAAAUAAGAGUAGUCCCUUGCUUUUUCAAGGGAAUUAAAUUACCAAAAUUAAUAACACCUAACACCGAUAGGGACAAAAUGAAAUAAAAGCAAAAAAAAUGAUAAUUGAAAUUGUAUAUAUCUUGACUAUGGUGGUAAAAACACAAAUAACUGUAAAGCAAAAUGUCACAAUUUUUAAGAAAUAUUUUGAGGUGUGGGAUCGACAUCUGUUUUUUGUCAAGGCAUUAAAUCUCAUUCUCUCAUUAGGAAAGGUUCAAAUAUUGCACCAUGGCAUCUUUAGUCAAGCUGGUGUGUUCAAACAUGUGUGGGGGAGGCAUUCUCAGAAAUGAAAACAUGAGGCUAAUGAUACUUGAUAUGUUGUUUUUAACUGUGAACGUGUUAACCUCUCUGCAUUACAUCUUCUGUUUAAGCAGACUCUGUAUUACAGGAGCGAUGCUGCUGUUGUGGAUAGCAUUAUCUCUCACCUGGCCUGGCACAAUUGGCUUUACGAUCCAUAGCAUGAAGAAAGGUCUGUGUCUGGAGGACUCGUCUGAAGGAGCUGUUGAGUUAAAGACAUGCCGUCUGGACUCGGUCCUGCAGCAGUGGAAGUGGACAGAUCACUGGCUCCUAGUAAACACAGGAACCCUGAGGUGUCUCUCCACCACCCACACUGACCCAGUCCAGACUAUCACUUGUGAUUCUAGUCAACAUAUCAAAUGGCAGUGCAAAGCUCAACAGCUCAUCAGCCUGCAAAACUCUCUGACAUUGAGCACAGAGAAAGGAAAACUCAGGCUGAACACGGGUGAACCCGACACAUGGAAAUCUCUGGACACGGGCGACAUCUGCCAGAAUAAAGCGAGGUCCAGAAGAGAAAGCGAUUUAGAGGCCGAUGAGUUUGACUUUGCUGAAGGGCCGCCUGCACCGAGAAUGACAGAGGCACAGAUGAAGUUUUUACAGUGGUAUUACCGCACAGAGGACCCAACAACGUGGAAGUUUGGGAUGCUGGCAUUUGCUUUUCUGGGUCUACUGAUUGGUGCUAUGCUGAUGGUCAUGGGCAUGAUGGCUAAUAGGAACAGGAAGCAAAUAGCCAAAUACAAAGCAGCCUCUAAAGUCGCAGCGGUGAAAGCUGAAACUGAAGAGUUGCAGGUCAUGGUCACUGAUAAGGUCACAGAGGUCAAGGAGGAGAAAACCCAUUUCAUCCCAUCCGAAAACAACAGCCAUAUGAAUCGGGAAGAGCCUUCAUUCGACAGCAAAGCCUCAGAGGAACUGAAGCCCGGAGAAAAUGUGGAGACCUGGAAGGACGGGAAUGUGUCUACUUUGUGUCCCGAACCUGCAGAGGAAGGACAAGGGGAAGAGGACGUCCACAACACAGAUGUGGAGACUCUGUCCCAAAACUCCCCCCGAGCAAUAGUUUCAUCUGAGACAAUUGCAUUUUAACUUAAUCCUACUGUUUGUGUUGA